Messenger RNA from Durusdinium trenchii, 5151 nucleotides. Lineage: Eukaryota; Dinophyceae; Suessiales; Symbiodiniaceae. The record is from the annotation of a GenBank genome assembly.
AUGUCCUUCACAGAGGGUGAACUGAUAUUUGAACAAGGCGCUUGGCGUGAUUCACGCUGUGACUCGCUUUCGCUAGAGUGUGGACGUUCCCUUGAGAUAGUUUUGGCAGGGGCAGGCCGAUCAAGGGCUUGCGACAAGCUGCUUGCUUUGAGUGCUUUCGCGGACGGCAUAGACGACGGCGUGCAAUCUGGCCACAAGAGAAACCUUCAGGUGUCGGUCAUCAAGGAUGGCAAGGAGGAGACCCGACUCACUGCAAAUACAGACACGGCGUCUCAUUUCGGGGAGCGGGCGCUUUUGAACAACGAGCCGCGCGCCGCCACCAUCAAGGUAACGUCCACGCUGGCCAAGACCUUGCGCCUUGAUCGAGAGUCUGGACCUGAGCUGUCAAUCGGCAGAAUUGUGCAGUCCACCGGAAGGCCCUAUGAACCCGUUAGUGACCCUGAGCAGCCCUCAGUGGUGGCUCCAGCGUGCUUGGUGACUCGCCCAGGCAUUUUCAUCGGCGUUGACAAUCGCAGUGUGGUGGCACCUGGGGCCCGUGGGCGGAUGUCAGUGCGCUUGGAAUCAACUGCUCGCUACAACGAUGGCCUGUUCAUCAUCUCAUUGGAGCAUGCACCGACAGGUUGCGGUAGCUGGCCCGCGUUCUGGAUGUUUGGCGAGGAUGCGGACCACGUUUGGCCAGAGUGGGGCGAGUUUGACAUCAUGGAGUGGAUUCAUGAAGAGGAAGAAGUUUCUACAACAUUGCACACAAAGGAAAAUUGUACACAAGAGCAUCUCUAUCCAGGAUGGCACAUGAAGGGAAAGUGGAAUAAAGGGAAAUGGAACACCAACAAUGCCCACGACUGUUAUGUGCAUGCAGAUGGCCAGUGGACGAAUCAGGGCUGUUCCCAGCGAGGUCUGCAUGGAUCUGUGGGUCCAUCGUUCAAUGCGGCGGGUGGUGGUACCUACGCUGCUGAGUGGGACCCAGUUGCAGGCCACAUGCGGGUUUGGGUAUGGCACUCGGGCCAGGAGCCCGCAGAUGUGAAAAGCAAGAUGCCUAACCCAAUGUUGUGGGGCCAGCCCGAUUUCUACUUUGCCUUGAGCGACAAUUGCCACCCACUUCACUUCAAGAACAUGAAGCUGGUUUUCGAUAUCACAUUUUGCGGUGACCUUGCAGGGCCAGCAACGUUCAAGCAGCAUUGUGGCAAGAAGAAGCGUGGAAAGAAGCAGCGCAAGUACAAAGACUGUGUUGCCUUUGUGCGAGAUGAGUACGAGGAGUUCUACGAUACCUACUGGUCGGUGCAGGCGCUUGACGUUUACCGCCGAACGGAUAUCAGUUCUUCUCCAGAGCUCGCUGGUGUGCAGACUGAUUUGAGACAAUGCAGGUCUGAGCACACAACCAAGUUGCAGAAACGCAUCCAGGAGCCACAGCUGAUUCAGGCUGCUUUGCGUCCCAGAGUAACUCAUCCUGAGCUACAGGAGCUUGAAAGCAUCCUCUUCAUGAAGGAUGCGGAGCUGCGGGAGCUUUACGCGUCGCUGAAGGCCCGUGAUGUCGAUGGACUCCUAGCACUGGAUCAACACGGCCCCCAUUCUCCACGGCCGAUGUUGCUAUGCUUGGAGUUUGUUGAAGCUGAUCUGAUCCGCAGGAAAGAUUUGAAACCAGUUGGCAUGCUGGGCUGCGGUGGCUUUGGCUCCGUGGAGCUUGUGGAGUACCAGCUCACCGGUGAGACGUAUGCUUUGAAGGCCGAGUUGCAACGCUUUGAACUUGCACGGUCCAUUUUGCACCGAAGUUCUCUCUACUUCCUCUUGGAAGCGGCGCUGGGUGGGGAGCUCUAUGCUACGUACAACAAGAAAGGCUUCUUUGGCAAGGAGAACUUUGCCCGCUUCUACACGGCUGGUGUUGUCAUGGCCUUUGAGCACUUGCAUGGCAAAAAGAUCCUGUACCGUGACCUGAAGCCGGAGCGGCCUUGCGAUAUCUUGGGACUUGCUUCCACGUUCUUGUUGAUGUACCCGUGCCGCCGCGCUGCGCUCGAGCAGGAACCAGCUCUAUUGGUAGAACCUUGCAGGGCUAGGUCGCCGGGCUCAAUGGCACUGGCAGGGCUACCGGAGGAUCUCAUCUACAAGAUCCGUACGGCCAAGCCCAAACCCAAAGCCAAGCCUCCAAGCCACUCUGAGUUGGACUCCGAAAACACGGAUCGGCAGCUUUUGGCGCGGCUUGCCAGCUUGGCGCCCUUGAUCCAUGCGAGCACAGUGGCUGCAAAGAGUCUCCAGCAGUUGGCAGAUGGCUUUCACCGUAGCACUCGGAGCAUUGGGGCAGAUGCAGUCUUCUUGCGGCAGUUGCAGGACAACGAUCCUCCCAUGGCGGCUGCGAGCAAAGGCAUGAUCGACUCCUUUGGGAGCUUUGGAGAACUCUUCUCAGAGCUGUCUGCGCGAAUUCGAACGGAUCUGAUCUCUCCCAUGGAGGCCGUACAGAACAACUUGAAGGAAGCUUGCAUGGAUGAACGGAUUCAAAUCAAGGAACUUGAGCAACAAGAAUCCGUAUGUGCACAAGCAGUUCGGGAGGUGGCUCGUCGGAAAGAGAAGGCCAGUGCAGAACUUCAAGCAGUUGCAAGUGCUGAAGGCAAGAGGAGUUGGUUCCGAUCGUCUCAGAGUGCUCGCUUGGAAGAGCUUGCAGCCAUGCAAACGGCUGUGGUGGAGGACCUGGCUUCCAAGAUCGACCAAGAAGCCGCCGUGAAACGGAAGAAGGAGCAAUGCGUGGGAAGAUUCAAAGCUGCUCUGAAAGAGGUGGAUCAAAGUUGCCUGGGACAUUUGCAGAAGCUCUCCGAGGAGUUCCGGGUCAUGUGGAUUGAGACCGGGCAGCGCUUGGCAAACAUCGCCGUGGGGAAAGAGUGGAAAGAUGUGAGCCCCGACCAUCGGCCCGUGCGGUCUUAUCUGCCACCCCAUAGGACGGUUCCAGUUCCGGAUGCAGACCAAGCUGCAGGGGCAAUGGACCGACUAGCAGCAACAGAUCUAACCACAAACAGGAUCGAGCUGGAGUUGGACCGAAAAGAGAGUAAAGCGAGAGGAGAGAAAGCUGAGAAAGUCGAUAAGACUUUGGAAACACCAAAAGGAAGUUCUGGAAAGCUGUCUAGGCAAUCAAGCCAAGGAAGCCAAGAGCUUCAGAUUUAUGCAGCUUCUCCGCACCACCUCGCACCUGCGGUCCCCGCUGAUCCUGCCGCGCCUGGGCGUGCCGCCCCGGAGUCUGAGAAUGUCUCAGCAGCUGAUGAGACGGAGAAGGUGAUGCCUGUGCAGUCUCCCGAGGUCUUUCCUGCCUCCGUGACCCUGCAGUUCGGCGAGCAUGUGCGCAAGCUGGGUUUUGAGGUUUUAUGGGAGACCGAGCGGCCCUCGGUGGGCACCGUAAACCCCAGUGGCGAGGCUGAGAAAUUGGGCAUUUGCUCGGGCAGCGUGCUCCUGGAGAUCAACGGAGCUCCUACACUGGGCCGUGCCAGGGAUGAGUUGAUGCCGCUGCUGAAGUUGAGACCUUUAGAGCUCCGGGUGUUGCACCCUUUCUACAAGGGCUUCGAUUGGAAUGCCUUCGAGACUAUGAGGAGGAAGCGGGACGGGCAACAAGCAGGCUACAAUGCCAGCGGUGUGGCUGAAAGUCAGGCGAAGAAGUCUGUUUUAGAACAGAGCUCUUUGGACGAUUUCAUUGCCAAGGAAGUCAUUUACAAAUCCAGCCUGGACCCUGCAGAGACUCGAGAGAAGGAGAUUGCGGCGAGGAAGGUCGUCGUGCCCAUUCCAUGGAGGCCUUCCUGGAAGGAGGCCGCCAAUGGAGAUGAGCUGGCUGCUGCGGAGGGUCAAGCCUUUCUGUCGUGGAGGCGUGGCCUGGCCAAGAUGGAGGAGGAGGAUGGAAUGAUUCUAACGCCUUACGAGCGAAACUUGGAAUUCUGGCGGCAGCUCUGGAGAUGUGUGGAGCGCAGUGAUGUCUUGGUUCAGAUCCUCGACGCUCGUGAUCCAGAGUUUUACAGAUGUAAAGACCUGGAGCGCUACAUUGAGCAAUUCGCAGGCAAGCGGCACUUGCUGCUGUUGAACAAGGAGCCGGAUUUCCUGUCAACUCAUCAGCGUGAGAUGUGGGCCUCCUAUUUGGCGGAUCUUGGUGUUGAGGCGAUUUUCUUCUCGGCGCUUCGGGAGCUGCACCGACAACAACGCGCCGCCCCCGCCCCGAGCGAGGCCGAAGAGGCCGGCGAGGCGGCCGAGGCCGCCAGCGAGGCCGCCAGCGAGCCCGGCUCGGAAGACUCCGAGGCCACGCCCAGCGAGGCCAGCGGGCCCAGUGGGCCCUCCAAACGACUUCCACCACACGGGUCCCUGGAAGACGACAGAGAUGUGGUCGAUUGUGCCAAGCUGAUGGCAGAGCUUCAGAGUCGACUGCGAGGCCGCAAAGGCGUGGUGGGCUUCGUGGGGUAUCCGAACGUCGGAAAAAGCUCCGUGAUCAAUGCACUCUUUGGAGCCAAAAAGGUGUCGAUGAGUCGAACACCUGGGAAGACGAAGCAUUUGCAGACCUUGGAGCUUGCAGACUCCAACAUCACCUUGUGUGACUGUCCAGGUCUGGUGUUUCCUUCCAUUGUCGCAACUCGAGCUCAUUUGGUGAUCAAUGGAACAGUUCCACUGGAUGAGCUGAAGGAUUUCAUCGCCCCUGUGAGUCUCAUCGUUCAAAAGAUCGGGGCAGAGGUCAUCCUGAAGAGGUAUGGAGUCAGUGCUGCUGAAGUGAAAGAUGGAGUGAUUCGAAGAGGAGUCGGCGAGACUUCGGAUGAGCUGGCUCAUCAGGUGCUUUGUGGGUUGGCGACCCACCGGCACCACUUUCUCCGAGUGGGUGUCCCAGAUGAGACCUGGGCCGCUCGGCGUGUCUUGAGAGACUACUGCACUGGGCAGCUGCUGCACUGUGAGCUUCCUGAGGGUGCAGGCCAACAGGAAGCACCCAAAGACUCCAUUGAGGAGGGUUCGGACUCAGAUUUCAGUGAUUUGGACAACUUCCUGGACAAUGGCAGUACUACGGGGCAGAAAAUGACCAAGCGCAAGAUGCGUCAUCUCCAGAAGCAGAUGGCCAAAGGCGGCGUUAUCGCCCCUCAAGCGCUGGAAAAGGACCGAAAAGCAAAAUAUGUUGGAAAGAACAUUCGUGGCAAGACGGUGCUGGGCUGA